AUGCGGCAGCAUGCCACAACAUCACGAGCUAACGAAACACCGCCAGAACGAGAACUACGCAUAGAAAAUAUGCGGCAUCAUGCCACUACAUCACGAGCUAACGAAACGCCAUCAGAAAGGGAAGGGCGCCUUCAAGGUCUGCGUCACCAUGCCACAACAUUGAGAGCAAAUGAAACAUCAGAACAACGAGAAGCACGCAUGGAAGCCCAGCGUAUUCAAACAUCAUCAAGAAGAGCAGCAGAGAGGUCAGAGCAACAAGACUUGCGUCGUGAACAAAAUCGCAAUCGAAUGGCGGUUAAUCGUCGGAAUACUUCUGAUGCUUAUGCACGUAUUGCAUUUAAUUACAGAACAGAUAUGAACUAUGCUAAUGAUAUAUUAGUGGCAAUUGGUCCCAUGAAUGUAGUUUGCCAAUAUUGUAAUGCACACAGGUACAAAAAUGAAGCUCAUGGAAUGUGUUGUUCAAACGGUAAAAUUGUUUUGCCAGAUAUGCUUCCACCACCAGAACCUUUAAAGUCACUGAUUUCAGGAACUAGCGAGGAUUCUCGAAAUUUUCUUAGUAACAUAAGAAAAUAUAAUUCGUGUUUUCAAAUGACAUCAUUCGGAGCUACUAAAGUAGUUCGAGAUAAUUACAUGCCAACAUUUCGUGUGCAAGGACAAAUAUAUCAUCUAAUGGGAUCAAUUUUGCCAAUUCCAAAUGAAGAGCCCAAGUUUCUUCAAAUUUAUUUCAUGGGACAGGCAGAUGAUAAUGUUCAGGUACAACAACGGCAGCAUUAUAACCCUGGAACAAAGCAACGUAUUGUAGCUGAAUUACAGGUAAUGUUUCAUGAAAACAACGAAUUAAUAAGGACCUUUAAGCAAGCCAAAGAUGACCCGCGAUUAUGUACAGAUGACCACGUCAUAGCGAUUCAUGCUGAUAAAACACCAGCUGGACAACACCAAGGACGUUACAAUGCACCCACAAUGGACGAUGUGGCAAUUCUAAUGGUUGGUGAUCCAAUAGCCCCACGUGAUAUUAUUAUUCGUAGACGUGACGAUCGAACAAACAGGAUAGCUGAAACUCAUCGUUCAUAUGACGCACUUCAGUAUCCAAUUAUAUUGCCAUAUGGGGAAGAUGGAUAUCAUUUUGAGUUACGGCCAAUUAAUCCAGCAACAAAUGUAACAACAAGGAAAAAAGUGAGUGCAAUGGAUUUCUAUGCAUAUCGCAUAAUGAUACGCCAAAAUGUGAAUCACGUUCUAAAUUGCCGGGAAUUAUUUCACCAAUACAUUGUAGAUAUGUACGCGAAAAUUGAAACGGAGCGAUUAUUAUACAUACGCCGUAAUCAAGCUAAAUUACGAGUGGAUAAUUAUAUUCAUCUUAGGGAUGCGUUAAAUAAUCAAAAUGAUAUAAAUCCCAAUGAACUUGGACAAGCCAUAAUUCUACCAGCAACUUUCACAGGCAGCCCACGUCAUAUGCAGGAAUAUUGUCAAGAUGCAAUGACGUAUGUUCGAUCAUAUGGACGCCCAGAUCUGUUUAUUACAUUUACAUGUAAUCCCAAGUGGAAUGAAAUUAUUUCUGAAUUGUCCAAUGGCCAAAAAUCAGCACAUCGACAUGACAUAACAGCACGAGUGUUUAAACAAAAAUUAAAAUCUCUUAUGGAUUUCAUUGUAAAAUGUCAUGUAUUUGGAGAAACACGGUGCUGGAUGUAUUCUGUCGAAUGGCAGAAACGUGGAUUGCCACACGCUCAUAUUUUGAUUUGGUUGGUUGAAAAAAUUACACUUAAUCUUAUUGAUAAUAUAAUUUCUGCAGAGAUACCCGAUCCAAACAUUGAUCCAGAUUUGCACGAAAUUGUAAUUAAAAAUAUGAUUCAUGGUCCAUGUGGAAUCAUUAAUACACAUUCUCCAUGCAUGGUUGAUGGAAAAUGCACAAAGAAAUAUCCACGUCAAUUGCUUCCACAAACAAUCUCGGGAAAUGAUGGAUACCCACUUUAUCGCCGACGUUCUGUGGAUGAUGGUGGCCAAACAAUUUCAGUAAAGAUAAAUGAAAAUGAUGUUGAUGUUGAUAAUCGCUGGAUAGUGCCUUACUCUCCAUUGCUUUCAAAAACCUUUAAAGCGCAUAUAAAUGUGGAGUAUUGUCAUUCUGUAAAGUCUAUCAAAUACAUCUGCAAAUAUGUAACUAAAGGGUCGGAUAUGGCUAUUUUUUCGUUGCAAAAUCCAAACGAUGAAAUUACUCAGUAUCAGAUGGCCAGGUACAUUAGUAGCAAUGAAGCAGUUUGGCGAAUUUUAGGAUUUCCUAUUCAUGAACGGCAUCCCACAGUUGUUCAUUUAUCAGUACAUCUUGAAAAUGGACAACGAGUUUAUUUUACAGAAGGAAAUGCGCGAGAGAGAGCAACAGAACCACCGGCUACAACACUAACUUCAUUUUUUGAUCUUUGCAGAAUGGAUUUAUUUGCUAAAACAUUGCUGUAUUCAGAAAUUCCAACGUACUAUACGUGGAAUGCAUCAACAAGGAAGUUCCAACGUCGUAAGCAAGGGAAACCAGUUGCAGGAUGGCCAAAUUUAUAUUCAACAGAUGCAUUAGGACCAACAUCUUUUGAGAACUUGCGUACUGUUGAUGGCGAAAUAUGUGCAACGUAUCGAGAGGCAUGCCAAAAACUACAAUUAUUGGAGAACGAUAGUCAUUGGGAAACCACGCUUGCAGAUGCAGCGGCAAUCAACCAUCCUUCGAAAAUAAGAACGUUAUUUGCAAUAAUAUUGGUGUCUUGCUCACCAGCCAAUCCAAAAGAACUAUGA
Molecule: messenger RNA, 2769 nt
Organism: Calliphora vicina (urban bluebottle blowfly)
Lineage: Eukaryota; Metazoa; Arthropoda; Insecta; Diptera; Calliphoridae
Exons: 4
Coding region: 1-2769 (922 amino acids)
Source: RefSeq, a predicted model, not a curated record